CUAUUCAGAAUUACCAAAAAAAAUAAUGUGGCAAAGUCCAAUCGUUCAAAGCUGCUUUUUCAUACUUGGUAUUGAACCUUGACCUUUGGCACACCUUGUCUGCAUUGAUUUAGCUAUGCUCAUUUAGAAACCAUUCAAUUGGUACUACACCCCAAUCAAACUCUGCCUCAUCAAGGUAUCAAGGGCAGGGCAUGAGUGCCUGUGGAGAAAAUCAUGAGUGCUCAUCUCAGAAUUGUUUUGAAAUGAAAAAGCACAGCCCCAUUCACACCCCUUUUCUCGUCUUGCCCCUUAUACAUUGACAAGGCACCAAAAAUUGUUGUAAAGCGUCAAUGCACUAAAAGGGUGUGGGGAUGCAUCAUGGACACCCCUCCCCACAAUCGGUGCAGUGAUGAACUCAUAACUUUAAAAAGCAACCAACAGAGAGCUUUUCAGUUUUUCACUUUUCCGUCAUUGGAAACCAAAAGAGAAACCUCCUUAACCUGCCAAUAUCCUCUAGUCUCCUCAUUAGUCAAAUCUCAACCAAAAUUUCACCAUUCCAUCUCUUCCAUUGAUCAAAUACUGCCUCUGAUCACAUAUCAUCCGAUUUUUCGAGCAGACAAACACGAGACAUGAAAUCAAUGAAGGGAAGAUUCUUGAAGAAAUUGAGGUUCAUUCCAACCAUAGAAACACUAAAACAUGGUCUAGUUUCUCACUUCAACUCCACAGACAAGUUCUCCCAUCAGAACCUACAAAUCCCAUCAGUUUACAUACAAGAAGAUCACAAAAUAAACAAUCUCCAAGAAGCUGUAACUGGCGAUAUUGGUGUAUCAGAACGCUUCACAGAACUAAAAGAUGAAGAAUCUGAUGAUUUGGAGCUCCACUUUCGCGACAAGGAGAAAAUUACACCCUUUACAGUGUUCAAUGACAAAGUGACUGCAGCCAUAGAUAAUUUAGAGUCUCCAGUCUCCUCAGAGAUCACCAUGGAAUGUGAUGAAGCUAAUGAAACUGAGCAUGAGAAGGGUAUUGAAGAAUAUCCAUCCCUUUCACAUUUUGAAGAGAAAUGUCCUCCUGAAGGAAGCGAAUCUGUAAUUCUGUAUACAACAAGUUUGAGAAGUAUAAGAAAGACAUUUGAGGAUUGCCACACAAUACUGUUUUUGCUGGAAAGUUUUAAAGUUGAGUUCCACGAGAGGGACGUUUCGAUGCACUUGGAAUAUAGGGAGGAACUAUGGAGGAUAUUGGGUGGCAGAGUGAUUCCUCCAAGGCUUUUCAUCAAGGGAAGGUACAUAGGGGGAGCUGAUGAAGUGGUUAGCUUGCACGAACAAGGGAAGCUAAAGAAGCUUUUGGAAGGGAUACCAAAAGUCCUGUCUAAUACUCCCUGUGCUGGUUGUGGCAACAAGAGAUUUGUAGUUUGUUUGAAUUGCAAUGGAAGCCGCAAAGUCUUCACCGAUUGGGAGAGUGAUGAAAUGCAUAUUAUUAGAUGCCCUGAGUGCAAUGAAAAUGGAUUGGUUAAAUGCAAAAUUUGCUGCCAAUGAGUGACAAGUCUUGGCUUGGCUGGUUAAUUGGCUAUGAUCAGUAUUUCCUUAUUCUGCUCUUUCUUUAUUUUGUAACGUGUUAAUUCCCUCUUCUUCUCUCUAACUUCUUAUCUGAAUUUUGAUAUCAGAACAUCUUUUAACUUGUAGAUUAUUCAAUAGCUGUUGCUUCAGUUGCUAGAGGUCUGUGGGAUUGCAGAAAAUGAAUAAUACAUUAAA
Hevea brasiliensis (rubber tree) is the source of this 1727-nucleotide messenger RNA. RefSeq lists its product as uncharacterized. The transcript has a single exon. The record is from RefSeq and is a predicted model, not a curated record. Lineage: Eukaryota; Viridiplantae; Streptophyta; Magnoliopsida; Malpighiales; Euphorbiaceae. The coding region runs from base 609 to 1511 and encodes 300 amino acids.